This is a messenger RNA of Anthostomella pinea, 867 nucleotides long. The record is from the annotation of a GenBank genome assembly. NCBI's taxonomy places the organism in Eukaryota, Fungi, Ascomycota, Sordariomycetes, Xylariales, Xylariaceae.
AUGGCAAGGAAGCCGACCAAGGUGCCCGACGCCUGGGAAGACGACGACUGGGAAGCGCAGGCCGACAAAGCAGCCGCAGUCAAUGAAGUCGAACUAGAGGCAGAGGCCCCUCUCAGCAAGAAAGAGCGACUGGCGCAGCAUGCAGAGUCCAACAAGAAGCUCUGGGAGUCGGCCGAAGCCCCAACCCCAACCUUCCACCACCUAGCCGCCGCCACCACCGCGCCCCCUCUCGCCAGCGCCACAGCCUUCAAGCCCGCCGUCACGCUUCUAGCACGCAAACCCAUUAUCACGAAGCGCGACCCGCUCACCGGCACUUUCUCCCAGAUGCGCCUCGACGACGACGAUGAGGACGAGCGCAACAAGAAGGCGCAGCUGAGCCCCGAGGAGGUGCGCGCGAAGCAGCAGCGCGAGCGCGAGGAGAAGCAGCGGCGGUACGAUGAGGCGCGCGCCAAGAUCUUCGGAGGCGGAGGAUCAUCGUCAGGGACUUCGACGCCAGGGAAUGUCACGCCGCCUGCGGGAAGGGCAGGGGGUGAGUGGGGUCGCGGGCAGAGGGGACGGGGACGCGGGAGGGGCGGUGGUGGUGGUGGUGGUGGAGGUCAACGGCAUAAUGAGAAUCGAGGUGACACCGGUCAGCGGCCAAGCAGCCAGUCUGGAGGUGGCGGAGGUAGUGGUGGUGGCGGUGGUGGUGCACAGCUCUUCGACCCGAAUUACUCACCGAAGCCCGGAUUCCAGCUCGAGAGGAGGGGAGGCAGCAAUCCCGGCUCCGGCAGAUCAACACCACGACCACGAGAUGAGGAACAAGUCAUUCGAGCACCCAGAGGACCCGACGGCAGGGGAUUCGCCAAACGCGGCGCUAGAGUUGGCUGA